CGGUAAAGGACGUGCGCUCUGCUCUGUCCGUGUGUGUGUGUGUGUGCAUGUGUGUGUGUGUGUGUGUCACAGAGAAAGAGAGAGGAAGAGAGAGAACUAGAGAGACACACACAGUUAAUAUCUACACGGACUCUGUUGUGGACUGCUUGAGAAGUGUGAAGUUUGUGUGCUGAGGGUUUUCUUCUGUUUGCACUAUUAUGGAGAGAUGUCCUCAUGAUGUUGGAGAGGAAACAACAUGUCAUGAUGAAAGCUUUCAGCUGUUUGAAGUGGAACAACAACUACAGCUCACUCAAAAGGAGCCCAAGGAGGGAGAGAUGGAGGCUGAAGAGAUGUUGUCAAGCAUGAAUCCUCACCCCUUUCUGCCUGCAUUUGCAUUAGAGGAAUUUGAGUUCCCUGUCAGCAUUCGCUUACAAGAGAUGCCCCUUUUCCCCAAGUGGCACCUCCCUCUGAAGCUCAUGGCUGUUUCUCUAUCUGUGGCAUUUGUGUACACAUUCCUCCGGGAUGUGCUGCAGCCUUAUGUGUCUCAGAGUACAAAUGAUUUUUACAAGAUUCCCAUCCUGGUGUUAAAUAAAGUUCUACCCUGGACAUCGAUCACUCUGCUGGCACUUGUCUAUCUACCUGGAGGGUUGGCUGCUCUGCUUCAACUACACAGAGGCACGAAAUACAGCUCUUUCCCAGUUUGGCUGGAAAACUGGAUGGGUGUGAGGAAACAGUUGGGUCUGCUGGCCUUCCUUCUGGCCUGCCUACAUGCCAUUUACAGCCUGAGCUACCCAAUGAGACGAUCAUACAGAUACAAACUUCUCAACUGGGCCUACCAGCAGGUACAACAGAAAAAGGAGAACUCAUGGGUAGAGGAUGAUGUCUGGAGGAUGGAGAUCUACAUCUCACUGGGAAUACUAGGAUUGGGAAUUCUGGCCUUGGUGGCCAUCUCAUCCCUGCCUUCUGUUAUGAACACUCUAAACUGGAGAGAAUUCCAGUGUGUACAGAGAACACUUGGACAUGCAGCCCUGUUUUUGUGCACAGCUCACGCUCUGGUGUAUGGCUGGAGGAAGUGGGUGGAGUUGAAGCAGUAUGUAUGGUACACACCGCCAUCAUUUAUACUGGCCUCCUUCCUCCCAGGUGUGGUGUUAUUGCUCAAGGCUGUGCUAGCCAUGCCCUGUUUCAACAAGAGAUUGGAACGCAUUCAACAUGGCUGGGAAAGACCCGGACGGAAGAGAUUAACAGACAAAGACUCACUCUGACUCACUCUGUCUUAGCGGCAUAAAGUAAUAAAUGUAUGUUUCUUGAACGUUGGGUUUUAAGUCCUGAUCGUAUUUCGAAGUGCUGUUUGUGAUUGUGAUUUGUAUGAUUUGUGUAUAAACAAAUAUGAGCUCUCUUUUAUAAUUAUUUUACCAUAGUUAUUAAUUGGAGAAUAAUAUAGUACAAUUAUGUAUAUUGUUAAUAAAUGUAUUGUUCUGUAUAACAGGAAGAAGGAAAGAACUGUUUUGUAACUGAAACUUGAUUCUCUGUCAUGACUUCCUCAUCAUAUCACAAACAGAUUCAGAUACCAAACAUACCAAGUAUCUUGCAAUCCUUUUGGCCAUAUUUCUUAGCUGCUUUGUUAGGUUUAUUGUGCCUCUUUGUUAGGUCACUCUUGAGAACUGUGUGUAAAAUGUACUAAGUGGGUGAACACAAAGCUAUGCACUGCAGCAAUGUCUUAUUAUACACUACUGUACUAAAUAGCAGGUUAUAAUAGUAUGACAGCCAUGGUGACAUUUGCCAGCCUGCUAAUUUGACCAUCUAUAUCAAUACUUAGAGCUUGUAUGUGAAUGCAACCAUUGUUUGGAGAUCUACAUUUACAUUUGCUGCUUAUUAAAUUCCUCAUAAAGUAUGAUGAUGAAGACUACGGCUGUGAAGCUGAAAUUCUACCAAGGCCUCUUCCGCAUUUUUGUGAUAUUUUAAAUGGUCAUAAACGAAGGCUAUUAGGCCAUAGGAUAUUUCUCAAAAAAAAGAACUCAUAAUAGAAAAUAUUCUGGAUGCACAUUAUGUGAUAAAAACCAUUAAACUGUUUAAGUUUAUGAAAAAGUUUAAGUUUAAUGUAGGGGUUGCAUACACUAGUUAAACAGACUAGUAUCAUCACUAAUUAAAAGUGUGAUUUUGACAAGUCAGAGUGGAUGAAAAAGAGUGAGUGUGUGUUUGAUUGUGACCUCUGAUGGGCUCUCACCCUGUCCAGUCCCCCGAGUCCACUGUGACCCACUGUGCGGUUCGGAUGGAAUGAAACGAGGCAGGAAGCCCACAGCUGAGACUGACACAUGCUCUAAACUGUCUUUCCUUUACUCAUAUUCUGAAUGAAAUGAACCCUUCUCUUCUCAUUACUUUGUUCAGAUGAAGUGAGGCACCACAGAUUUUUAGGUUUUAUUGUCAGUGUUUUCAUCUUUAUAUUUCAUUUGAAA
Hemibagrus wyckioides is the source of this 2432-nucleotide messenger RNA. RefSeq names its product metalloreductase STEAP1-like. The record is from RefSeq and is a predicted model, not a curated record. Lineage: Eukaryota; Metazoa; Chordata; Actinopteri; Siluriformes; Bagridae. Gene Ontology annotation, cellular component: endosome; plasma membrane. The transcript is spliced from 7 exons. The coding region runs from base 198 to 1241 and encodes 347 amino acids.